AGUGCAUAUGAAUGUGUUUGACUUUGAGCUAAAGUGAUAUUCUGAUAGUGAUUUGCAUUCUCUCUCAGAAAAUUCUCUCACCUCUCACCUCUCACCUCUUCUUUGAGUUUGAGUUUCAGUUCCCAACUGAAUUUCUAGAGAGCUAAAAAAUCAAUGGAGGGUCUGCCCUCUGGUUAUCGCCCCAACGUCGGCGUCUGUCUCAUCAAUGAUGAUAACAUGGUGUUUGUGGCUUCUAAACUGAAUGUUCCUGGAGCAUGGCAGAUGCCUCAGGGAGGUAUUGAAGAAGGUGAGGACCCAAGGUCUGCAGCAAUCAGAGAAUUGAGGGAAGAAACUGGAAUCUUGUCUGCUGAAAUAAUAGAUGAGGUUCCUGGAUGGUUGACCUACGACUUCCCCCCUGCUGUGAAGGCGAAAGUGAAUCGUCUUUGGCGAGGAGAAUGGCAUGGACAGGCACAAAAAUGGUUUCUCAUGAGACUAACAGCAGAUGAGAGUGAGAUCAACUUAGCUAAUGGUGAAACAGAUAAAGAAUUCUCGGAAUGGAAAUGGGCUACCCCAGAAGAAGUCAUCGAGCAGGCUGUGGACUACAAGAGGCCAACUUAUGAGGAAGUUAUGAAAACCUUCAGGCCUCACUUCAAUUCAGGAAAAGCUACAAAGUGCUACUCUACAAAAUGGUGAAUAAUAACAACGCAGCAUGUGGUCGUCUGCAGGUUUUCUUUCUUUUUGUUUCUUGUCGUUGUCAUGGACUCGCUAUAGUCGCAGCAGUACUUGAACUCAGUUGUAAAUGUAUAUGGGGAUCGAAACUUUCAGAUUAGGUGUUUAUUUCUAAUAAAUGUUUCUUCAAGAAUCUAA
Molecule: messenger RNA, 846 nt
Organism: Sesamum indicum (sesame)
Lineage: Eukaryota; Viridiplantae; Streptophyta; Magnoliopsida; Lamiales; Pedaliaceae
Product: nudix hydrolase 25
Biological process (GO): ribose phosphate metabolic process; nucleoside phosphate metabolic process
Cellular component (GO): chloroplast
Molecular function (GO): bis(5'-adenosyl)-pentaphosphatase activity; guanosine-3',5'-bis(diphosphate) 3'-diphosphatase activity
Source: RefSeq, a predicted model, not a curated record